CUGGGGAGGGAGCCAGGCCGAGGCGGCAGCGGCGCCCCGGAGCCGAGGGAACGCGCGGGCCUCGCGCCGCGGGAGCGGACGGCUACGGAGGAGACCCCAGGCUCGCGGUCCGAGGCGGGAGGGCGCAGCUUUUUGACUGCCCAUCUCAGCGGCCGCUGGUCGCUUCCGUCGCCCGGAGUGGCCGCCGCCCCUGGAGACUCGCCGUGCCACGGGCCUAAGCCGCCGCGACUCGGGCGUCCGGACAGCUCGGACCCCUUGGGCCAGGCCGGGUGGGGAAGGGCGACCGGGCAGGUGCCGCCCCUAAAGGGUGGGCCAGGGGCGAGGUGCCCACCCGCGCGGCCCGCGGGCCGGGCUCGGCGGAGGGGCCGCCCGCGCAGUCCCCCCACCGUGGGCAGGAGCCCGAGUCGCCGCCCCGCCUUCUCCGGGGACAGCCCGGUCGGACCUGUGGGAUCCGGGAGACCCCGCGCCGGCCGCCGCCCUCCGGGCUCGCGCAUAGAGGAAGGAGGAGAAACUUUGCCUUUUAUUGUUUUUAGCCGUUAAAGUGCAAGGAACUCUGUGUUGGGAGGAAAAAUGUCCUUCUUCAAUUUCCGUAAGAUCUUCAAGUUGGGGAGCGAGAAGAAGAAGAAGCAGUACGAACAUGUGAAGAGGGACUUGAACCCCGAAGAGUUUUGGGAGAUAAUAGGAGAAUUAGGGGACGGAGCCUUUGGGAAAGUGUACAAGGCCCAGAAUAAAGAGACCCAUGUUUUGGCUGCUGCAAAGGUGAUUGACACCAAAUCGGAAGAAGAACUUGAAGACUAUAUGGUCGAGAUUGAUAUAUUAGCAUCUUGUGAUCACCCAAAUAUAGUCAAGCUUCUAGAUGCCUUCUAUUAUGAGAAUAAUCUUUGGAUUCUUAUUGAAUUUUGUGCAGGUGGAGCAGUAGAUGCAGUGAUGCUUGAACUCGAGAGACCGUUAACUGAGUCCCAAAUACAAGUAGUUUGCAAACAGACUUUAGAGGCAUUGGACUACUUACAUGAUAAUAAAAUCAUCCACAGAGAUCUAAAGGCUGGCAACAUUCUUUUUACCUUAGAUGGAGAUAUUAAACUGGCGGAUUUUGGAGUAUCAGCUAAGAACACAAGGACAAUUCAAAGAAGAGAUUCAUUUAUUGGCACACCAUAUUGGAUGGCUCCUGAAGUAGUCAUGUGUGAAACAUCUAAGGACAGACCCUAUGACUACAAAGCUGAUGUUUGGUCUCUGGGUAUCACUUUAAUAGAAAUGGCUGAGAUAGAACCACCUCAUCAUGAAUUAAAUCCAAUGAGAGUCCUUCUAAAAAUAGCAAAAUCUGAGCCCCCUACAUUAGCACAGCCAUCAAAAUGGUCUUCAAAUUUUAAGGACUUUCUAAAGAAAUGCUUGGAAAAGAAUGUGGAUGCCAGGUGGAACACAUCUCAGCUACUUCAGCAUCCCUUUGUUACUGUUGAUUCCAACAAACCAAUCCGAGAAUUGAUUGCAGAGGCAAAGGCUGAAGUAACAGAAGAAGUUGAAGAUGGCAAAGAGGAAGAUGAUGAUGAGGAACCAGAAAAUUCUCUGCCAAUACCUGCAAGUAAGCGUGCCUCUUCUGACCUUAGUAUUGCCAGCUCUGAAGAAGAUAAACUUUCACAAAAUGCUUGUAUUUUGGAAUCUGUCUCAGAAAAGACAGAACAUAAUACUUCUGAAGAUAGAUUCAAAAACAAAGUUCUUAUUGAAAAACCUACCACUGAUGAACCUGAAAAGGCUAUGGAUGGAAUUAAUGAACAUGUUAACAAUGCUCAUUUAGAAGCCAUGGCUGGACUCAGUGAUAGAACAACAAUAAUCAAAGAGAAUGGGGGAGAGGAGAAGAGACCUAAGCUUGAAAAUCUACCUGAUUCAGAAGACCAAGGAACUAUGAUCACUAAUUUAGUCAGUGAAGGAAAAGAGAAUAAUGUAAUGAUAACUUUAGAAACAAACAUGGAAGAUAAUCUAAAAUCUGGAGAAGAAAGGGAUCAGGAAGAGCAACAGAUAUUUGAUAAUAGGCAUAUAACAUCCGAAGAAAUUAAAGAUACUACUAUUCAAAUAAUAGAUUUAGUUUCUCUAGAGACUGGAGAAAAAGAGGCAGAUACUCAGACAAUUGAUAGUGAGAUUAGGCUUAAAAAGGAAGACAGUCAAGAGGAAUUGAGAAAAGAUGACAAAACUCAAAAAGAUGUGAUCAGCGACAUAAAUAACAUGAUAGGAAUAAAUGAGACAGUGGAUGUUCAGAAGGUUGUCGAAAACAUUGCUGAGGAUACUCGGAGUAAUGAUGGGAAAGAAGUGGUUGAAGUAGGCCAGAAAUUAAUAAACAAGCCUGAGGAGGAUCCUGAGGCUGCUGUUACUAAGGAAGUUUCUGGUAAAGAAAUAGUUGACACUAAUGAGAUAGAUCAAGAAUCUGUAGAAGCUAAAAAUAAGGAACAAUUAAUAAACAGUUCAGAGAACAUAUCGGAGACCAUUGAGGAACCAGGGACAAAUGAGGUUGAAGAAAUUACUGAGUCAAGUGGCAUAGAAGAACUAGAGGUUGGAAGUGUAGUGGCUGAUACUGACCAGCAGUCUUCAGGAAGUGAAACUGGGGAUGCUCAUAAAACCACUUCUCAGAUAGAUACAGAAAAAGAGGAAAUCCUGUGUGAAGUGCCAAUUAAAACAGAACCUCACGUUACUGUGGCUUCACAGCCCAGUGAACCUCAGCCUGUUCCAAUACCCAGUAUUAAUAUCAACUCUGGAGAUGGAGAAAAUAAAGGAGAAAUAGGUGCUUUGUCAACAACUGAAACCGUGCCGCCUCCAGAAUCCGAGACUCAAAAGGAAAAUGAUACUGAUUCGGGCACUGGUUCUACUGCUGAUAACAGCAGCAUUGAUUUGAAUUUAUCCAUUUCUAGCUUCCUGAGCAAAACUAAAGACAGUGGAUCAAUAUCUUUACAAGAAACAAGAAGACAAAAGAAAACAUUGAAGAAAACACGCAAAUUUAUUGUUGAUGGUGUAGAAGUUAGUGUAACAACGUCGAAGAUAGUUACAGAUAGUGAUUCCAAAACUGAAGAGUUGAGGUUUCUUAGACGUCAGGAACUGCGGGAAUUAAGAUUUCUUCAAAAAGAAGAGCAAAGAGCCCAACAGCAGCUUAACGGUAAACUGCAGCAACAACGAGAACAAAUUUUCCGUCGCUUUGAGCAGGAAAUGAUGAGUAAAAAGCGACAGUAUGACCAGGAAAUUGAGAAUCUAGAAAAACAGCAGAAGCAAACUAUUGAACGUCUGGAACAAGAACACACAAAUCGUUUGAGAGAUGAAGCCAAACGCAUUAAAGGGGAACAAGAAAAAGAACUGUCCAAAUUUCAGAAUAUGCUAAAGAACCGAAAGAAGGAGGUUAUAAAUGAAGUGGAGAAAGCACCCAAAGAGCUGAGAAAAGAGCUCAUGAAACGCAGGAAAGAGGAGCUUACACAAAGCCAGCAUGCUCAGGAGCAAGAGUUUGUUCAGAAGCAACAACAAGAAUUAGAUGGCUCUCUGAAAAAGAUUAUUCAACAACAGAAGGCAGAGUUGGCCAAUAUUGAGAGAGAGUGCCUGAAUAACAAACAGCAGCUCAUGAGAGCUCGAGAAGCUGCAAUUUGGGAGCUUGAAGAACGACACUUACAAGAAAAACACCAGCUGCUCAAACAGCAGCUUAAAGAUCAAUAUUUCAUGCAACGACAUCAACUACUUAAGCGCCACGAGAAGGAAACAGAACAAAUGCAGCGUUACAAUCAACGACUUAUUGAGGAAUUAAAAAACAGACAGACUCAAGAAAGAGCAAGACUGCCCAAGAUUCAACGCAGUGAAGCUAAGACUCGAAUGGCCAUGUUUAAGAAAAGUUUGAGAAUUAACUCAACAGCUACACCAGAUCAGGAUCGUGAUAAAAUUAAACAGUUUGCUGCACAAGAAGAAAAGAGGCAGAAAAAUGAAAGAAUGGCUCAGCAUCAGAAACAUGAAAACCAAAUGCGGGACCUUCAGUUGCAGUGUGAAGCCAACGUUCGAGAACUGCAUCAGCUGCAGAAUGAAAAAUGCCACCUGCUGGUUGAGCAUGAGACUCAGAAAUUAAAGGAGUUAGAUGAGGAACACAGCCAAGAAUUAAAAGAAUGGAGAGAGAAAUUGAGACCUAGGAAAAAGACACUGGAGGAAGAGUUUGCCAGGAAACUGCAGGAACAGGAAGUGUUCUUUAAAAUGACUGGGGAGUCUGAAUGCCUUAACCCAUCAACACAAAGCCGGAUUUCCAAGUUCUAUCCUAUUCCUAGCUUGCAUUCCACUGGAUCAUAACAAUGGAAAGCCUUCUGUGCUUGAGUUUGGCAUUUCCAACAUCAUUCUAUUCUCUUCAUCUUCUGCCACAGUCUAUAUCAGACAGCUCACGAAGACAAUCACCUGCCUCACCUUCUAGGUGUUUUUUUUGUUUUCUGUUUUUUCUUUUUAAAGCAAAGAUGAAGGGAAAGUGAACUAAGACAGAUGCUAGGCCAUUUUGGCAAAGUAGCAUCUUGCACUAAUUCCCCAGGUGAUUUUGUAUAUUUAUCUUAAAAGUUGUAUUCCUUAGGCACUAUUAUCUGAAAACUGUUAAGAGAAAUAAUGUUUGAAGUUAUUUAAAAAAAAAACUAUUACGUCACUAAGUAUUAAUAAAUGUCUUUUUACCUGCCCUGACUUCUCAGUGAUGCCUAAAUUCUAUAGUUGACACUCUGCUGUAAAGGGUUGAAAUGAUUUUCUUUCGGUGAAUCAGCUGUCAUAAAACUAUGAGUUGCUCAAAAUGUUCUAUUGAUUCAGUAAAUAAAUAUAUUUUAUCUUUAAAUAGGAAAAAAACUCUUUUAAAAGAGAAAAAUUAUUUCAUUAGUUUGUUGAAAAUAAUUACCUAUUCAGGUAUGAGCUAAUAAUUGAGGGUGCUAGCUUUAUUAAGAUAGUGCCUAAAACACUAUAUUUUAAUCAAGUCUGAAAUAGGAUUUUCUUAGGCCAGGCAUGGUGGCUCAUGCCUGUAAUCCUAGCACUCUGGGUGGCCGAGGCUGGUAGAUUGCUUGCUCUUACAGGUUCAAGACCAGCCUGAGCCAGAUGAAGACCUUGCCUCUAAAAAUAGCCAGGCAUUGUGUUAGGAGCCUAUAGUCUCUGCUACUCUAGAGGCUAAGGCACGAGUUUAAGGUUGCUGUGAGCUAUGAUACCAUGGCACUCUACCAGGGGGAACAGAGUGAGACUCUGUCUCAAAAAAUAAAUAAAUAAAAAUAAAUAGGAUUUUCUUUUUGAUCAAUAGAGACAUUACAGCCUUAGCAUUAAACAUUAUCAUUUAAAAAAUCUUGCUCCUAUCACCAUUUGCUGAGAAUUUUCAUCCUAAAAUAUAUGUUGUACAAAGUUUGGAAAGAAUAAAAAAGUAGCUUUUAGAUGUGCAAAUUGGAAAUGUAAAACACCAAAUUCAAAGUAAUAUAGAUUUAACUGCCUCCAUUAAUUUUUUAAAAUAAUACAUGAGGUAAAUGAGUUCCCUCCAUCGUAGUGCAGUCUGUUCAUUUAAAACUCUGUGAGGGGAUUGCAGGCUUUGAGUUAUAUGUAUAAAUAUUAAUUUUCUGAAAUUAAUUUUAAAAGAGGCAUUUGUUCAGAAUACUUUUUUAGGAAGGAUUUAAGUAUUUAGGCAAAUGUCAGAAUUGACUUGUCAUUGUUUUGAAAUGAGGCUACUUAUAUUUUGGUUUUAUUUUGUUCCAUAUUUAAGUUAUUUACUUUUGAGUGGGAAAAGCCUUAAAACCUUUAUCCUGUGGUUGGUGAAAUGUGUAAUUAUUAAUGAAAUGUUCGCUCUUCAUCCCUUGUGAGGCUUAAAAUUUCAACCAUGUCAGGUCAAACAGUAUUACCAACUGGACUUUGGUGAAUGAGACAGUACGUUUGUCAAAGAUGCUCAGUACCUGCCAUUCACAACCUGUUCUCUCUUAAGAGUGCUGGGUACCAAAGUGUAAGAGUUUGUUUUUAGUUGUGUUACUUUUGAGACAGGUGCAAAAUUAAAUGUAAUUUUGUGGGAACACUGAUUUAUACUAAGAAAAUGUAAAUGUAGCACUUUCUUGCAGUUAAUUGAAAAACUUUGGAUGCUGAACCUUAUUUUGUCAGUGGUUUAGAUGAUUUAAAAAUGCAUGUAUGACUUUCAUUUUGUAAUUGUUUUGACAAGCAUAAUUUACUUGGACAACUUUGUAGGUAGCCUUAACUUCUGGCCAAGUUUGUUUUUAUAUAAAUAUAUAUACAUAUAUAUAUUAUGUAUUGUUGUAAAUUCAUACACUUACCACAUGAAUGUGUUACUGUAUACAAAACUCUUUUAAUGCUUUAUUCUCAAAUGCUGGGUUGAAAAAUGUUUUUAAAGCCUUUAGAAAUAUAUAUCUUUAUAAAGUAAUAUUGAGGAUGAUGGAAAUUGUUUAUAUUGUUACGAUAAAAAUGACAGUAUAGUGUUGCCCAGUGUAUUUAACGAUUUAUUUUAAAGAGAAAGUGGGUAGGAAGGUUCUCAUAGCCACUUUCUCCUUUGACAUUUUCAUUUUAUGAACUUUUUAAAAAUGAAUACUUCAGGCAGUGGAUAUUUUUUCAGUGAUACCCUGUGUGCUAAAUAGUUUGUGGCAUCUAAUUAAUUUGGUCUGAAUAUUUGAUUCUUUUCCUUUCAACUUGACAUUCAGAAUAUUGACUCAAGGAGAGAGGCUCAGAGUGGCGUGGUGGAGGCUCCGGCUCCAGGUAGGGUUCUUAUCUGUUCUUGCAUCUCCCUUAAAACUGCCUUUUGGAUUCAGUGUUGUGCUUGAGUUCUUUUUUAAAUAUGACCAUAUUCAUAUGGGUGCAAGACUACAUAAUGACACAUACGUAGAGGUGAAGCAUUCAUUGUAAUAUUUAACACAUUAACUGCCCUCUGAGUUGUAUUUCACUUGGGCUCGUUUUGAGCCAGGACCUUGUGAAGCAGAUAGGACUCACAUGUCUCUUGACCUGUCUAGACAUCAUAAAACACUGUGGCCCCAAGAAGAAUUUUUUUUCUCCUAGUGUGGCAGUCAGUGUGUUAAAGUUACAUAAAUUUUUUCAAAAAGUGUUUUGUUAUAAGACUAUGCUGUAUUCUGGCCCACCUCUUGUUAGGCUAUAUUUGGAUAGAUAAUAGUGAUCUUUCAUUCUUGCAUGAGGUGUAGGUAGGGAGUGGAUGAGGGGCGCAGACUUCUUUGAAAUCUAAUAGUACAGUCGGAUUUUUUCCUGAUUCGGUGGUUUUGUUGCUAUGGCAGGAAGUGCCAUGAAAUAUGCAUAAAAGAACUCCAUACGUGCACCCUAACAGUCCCCUCUCCCCUUUUCCCUGAGUGCUGUGACACACCAGACCUCCACACUUCUAUAGUUCCAGUUCCUAGAGCUCGGGGCACCAUGGUGCCUUUCCUAGUCCUGUUAAUUCAACCUGUCAGUGUAUGAAUUGCCGAAUUAGCUGCUAUUUCAUGUGGAGUCACAUUAAGCUUUUUCUUACCCUUUUCUAUGGAGAAGCUAUAGGGUAGGUAAGGAGGAAAUUUACACUCACUUUGCUGAAAAUGUUAGAACUUUCUUGUGGCUGGAUACAGCAAAUUGUAAUUAAAUAUAAACCAGAACCAGAGCUACCUCUAAGUAGUAUUUCCUCAAGCACAAAGCUCUCAGGCAUGAGACCCACUUUAAUGGAGGGUCUCUGAUUUCUUGAGCAUCAGUGAGUUUCAGAAGUGACUAUUUUUUGUACUCUUCUAGUUUCCUUGUAACUACACACUUUUUCCCAUUCCACACUGUGCUUAAAUGACAAAGACUUCUGAGAAGCCAAAUUCUGUCAAAGUAUUAGUUAGAGAUAAUGUUGAAAACCUAGACUGAAGUCGAAGAGCGUUCCAGUUCUAAUGGUCUUUUGACUAAAUCAAACAGUUCUUUUUUGGGAAAUGAUUUUUUUAUAGGAAAUGGGAUGAUAUUUUGAACACUUUCCUUAAGUUGAAAGCACAACAGUUAUUGCCUCUAUUGUUGCUAUUCUGUGGCUGAUGUGGUUUUGAUAAAGCUUUAAAAUUUCUGCUACUAAGCCUGGGAUAGAGUAUUUUACCAGUUUUAAAUGUUGGCUGCAGCUUUUUGUGAUCCUUCUCUGAUUUGCAGUGUAAUGAGUUCAUAAGCUAAAUUCUUAGAAAUAAUUUUGUUUCAGAUUAUGCCUCUUGUCUAUUUGGGAGCAACAUGUCUUUUCAAUCAUGAGAUUGACAGACAAAAAAUAAAGUUAUUUCUUAAUC
Messenger RNA from Nycticebus coucang (slow loris), 8222 nucleotides. It is a transcript of the gene SLK, whose product is annotated as STE20 like kinase. Gene Ontology annotation, biological process: protein phosphorylation. The record is from RefSeq and is a predicted model, not a curated record. The coding region runs from base 571 to 4296 and encodes 1241 amino acids. The transcript is spliced from 19 exons. Gene Ontology annotation, molecular function: protein serine/threonine kinase activity; protein binding; ATP binding. Lineage: Eukaryota; Metazoa; Chordata; Mammalia; Primates; Lorisidae.